AGAAAUUUGUUUGUCAUCGUCGCCGUCGGAACAUCAGAAUCAGAAGCGGUUUCUGGAACGUAAAAUUUCGAUUCGUUUGAGACUGUAAAAGAAGGAAAUCACUCACGAUGGAGACUUUGAUGGGAAUUCGUGGCCCGGACUUUGUGAUGCUGGCGGCCGAUUGCUCGCACGCGCACUCGAUCAUGGUCCUGAAGGACGAUGAAAACAAAAUCUACAAGAUCUCGGACAACCUGAUGAUGGCCACUAUUGGUGAGCCGGGUGACCGGGUUCAGUUUACCGAGUACAUCAGCAAAAACAUCCUGCUGUACAAGAUGCGCAACGGGUACGAGCUGGGCCCGAAGUCGGCGGCUCACUUUACCCGGAAGAAUCUGGCGGAUUACCUGCGGUCACGCACCCCGUACCAGGUGAAUGUGCUGGUCGGUGGAUACGAUGAGGCGGACGGUGCCCAGCUGCACUACAUUGACUAUUUGGCCAACUCGUUGCCGGUCAAGUACGCGGCCCACGGGUACGGAGGACUGUUCGUGUCAAGCAUCCUGGACCGGUACCACCACGAGAAGAUUACGCAGGAGGAGGCGUACGAGAUCAUGAAGAAGGGCGUGGCGGAGAUCCAGAAGCGACUGAUCAUCAACCUGCCCAACUUUAAGGUGUCGGUCAUCGGCAAGGACGGCAUCAAGGAGCUGCCGGUGAUUUCGGCGGAAUCGCUCAAGGAACCGGUUGCGGCCUAAGCGGAAAGGAGGUAUGAAUGAGGCGCGAGAGAAAGGGGAAAAUAAAUUUUGGUUCACAUUAUUCUACACGGUAAAGAACGUA
Culex pipiens pallens (northern house mosquito) is the source of this 807-nucleotide messenger RNA. It is a transcript of the gene Prosbeta4, whose product is annotated as proteasome subunit beta type-2. Gene Ontology annotation, cellular component: nucleus; proteasome core complex; proteasome core complex, beta-subunit complex. The record is from RefSeq and is a predicted model, not a curated record. Gene Ontology annotation, biological process: proteasomal protein catabolic process. Bases 108 to 725 code for a protein of 205 amino acids. The transcript is spliced from 2 exons. Lineage: Eukaryota; Metazoa; Arthropoda; Insecta; Diptera; Culicidae. Gene Ontology annotation, molecular function: peptidase activity.